AUGGCAGUACUCGCAGCUAUUCUACCGGUGGUUUCGAGGAGUUCGGCUCUUGCGUUGGACCUGUUUAAGACAGCUGCUGCAUCACCUGAUGCGGCAAAAGAGCUGGUGGAGAUCGCAAACAGGAUCAACGGAUUCGCCAGUAUUCUUAAGCAAGUCGGCACAAUCAUUAAGGAGGAUGAUCGGUUACCGUCGCCAGAGGCAUUUGAUGUAUUAGACGAUGUAAUAGAACAAUCACAGAAUGUUAUGGGUAGCCUCGAAUCGGCUGUAUCCACACAGGAAUCUCAGCACUAUAACCGAAGGGAUAGCGCUCGUUAUGCAGGGGAUAUUCGUCCGCUAUCAGAUCCACCUAUGGCAACAAGACUGGCGUAUCUGGUGGCUCAUCUCGAGGCUUUGAGCACUACUUUAUCGGUGUUACUACAGACAUUGUACACUGCUCAGAGUGUUAUGUGGUCAAAACUGCGUCCUACAGUAUCGCCACAGCAAGCAGCUAAAGUUGUUGACAACGAAAAGACGCAACUGGAGACCCUCAUUAUCCAACAACAAUUGUCAAUUUUUGCCGCCUCUAAGAUUUUCGAAAAUGCGUCACAGUCAGAUGCGCGUUUGUUGAUGGAAGACGACAGCUCACAGAGUUUGGUCAAAGCCGAGCGGGAUGAACCGCCUAUGCCAGCUCGCCUCUAUUCAUACCAAAAUCAAGAGCUACGUGGCCUCGAAACAUCGACGCAUACAGAAUCUAAGAGACUCCUUUCCGUGUGCAGCACAUCUGCAUCACAUGGCGAACAGCUACUUGGACGAUGGACCAGUUUGCCUCAGUUCGAGAGGCGUCUUCAAGAUGAGGAGCUUGAACAACGGAAGCAGAGACAGCAGAAUCAGCAAGCUACAGUUGAAUCGGAUAGCGAAGAAGAGCGGGUUCGACGAUCCAGGGCCUCGGGUGAUAGCAAACGAGGAUCAGACGGGUCGAGAGAUACACAGCCGUUGUUCAUGGAAAACAAUAUACCCAGUCCAGAGUCUGAGAAAAGUUUUAACCCUCAAGUAUCACCAACUCCUGCCGACACGCCCCACAAUUCCAACACGAAUCUCUCAUCUGAGUCAUUAAGGACCAGUGUAGCAAGCCUCCCAGUGGAUGCUGCCGCUGCUAUGGAAGCCAAGGAAGAAGACGAUGUGGAUCUUGAGAUACCGUGGAAGCUAUGCACACGAAAGUAUUAUUGGAGAUAUAUUGACGCUAAGCAAGUCAGUUCAAAUACUGACCAAGCGCCAUCUAUUGCAUUUUCGGAGCGGAAUAGCUGGACUGAAAUAAUGGCGAGCUGGGUAUGCAAAGAAGCUAUUCAAGAAGCGCGGCUACCAUACACUCAAGUGCAGAAAGAGAGAAGGAAUAGCAGACGAACAAGGUUUGAGACAUGUUUCUGCAUUGAGCGGCCGCUGCAGUUUGACCAAGUCAAGCGUCUCGUAGAACGGACAGUUGAGAUAUAUAGAAAGAAUGCGCCGCCUACUCCGCCGGCCGAACCCAAGGCAAGGACUUCAUCCUUCCACCGGCAGCCACCACCAUCACCCAUGGCACUGAAGAGCAACCCGAUUGACCGAGACCGCACUCCGGUAGCUCGUAACACGCAUCCGCCUUUUCAUCGUGCGACCAGCUCCCUGAGCUCUUCACUCCCACCUCCACCCGCAGGACCGCCGCCUCUGGAUCGCUCCAUAUCCAUGCCAGGCCCAGGUCUUGUUCCUCCACUACCACAAACGCUUGUAAACGCACGCACACCAAAUCUACAGAUCCCGAUACCUCCAGGCCAGCAGUAUGGCCAACAUCACCCGCCACCACCUCAGUCUCCUCGACACCCUUAUUAUCCAACCCAACCGAGCAGUUAUCCGUCUCAGCCGACAAACAAUAGUGCUCCAUCUUACUAUCCGCAAUCGCCAGUACAGAAUAUACCACUACCUUACCCCAACAAUACUACUACACACCCACCACACCUCCGCUCCUCGCACUCAUCCUACAACAUAAACUACAAUGCCAGCCACCCAAUGCAAGCCUCCCCUCUCCGCUCAUCUUACAUGAGCAACCCCGCCCCCGGAUACCCAACAGGCCCACCAUCCUCGGCAUCAAACAGACGCUACGAUGACGACCUAACGACGUCGGAAUCUGAACUUGACCGGCCACGACGUAGCAGGAGAGAGCGCGAGAGGAGCCGAUCCAGGUACACGGAUCGAUAUGGCGAUGGUGCCAAGUAUGGUAGUGGAAAAAAGAAUCAUACGGGGAGAAAGGCAGCGGCAGGUGCGUUGUUGGGAGUUGGUGGGUUGACGGCAUUGUUGGACGGGCUGACUGGAUUGUAA
Messenger RNA from Bipolaris maydis ATCC 48331, 2325 nucleotides. RefSeq lists its product as uncharacterized. The record is from RefSeq and is a predicted model, not a curated record. Lineage: Eukaryota; Fungi; Ascomycota; Dothideomycetes; Pleosporales; Pleosporaceae.